Molecule: messenger RNA, 1551 nt
Organism: Sclerotinia borealis F-4128
Lineage: Eukaryota; Fungi; Ascomycota; Leotiomycetes; Helotiales; Sclerotiniaceae
Source: the annotation of a GenBank genome assembly
AUGCAAGAGGGUGAAUUCUCUAGCACUACUACAAGCUUCAAGCGUGGCAAAAAGCAAGCUGUGACACGAAGGAUUGUUCCAGAAAUUGGCUAUGGACUUUCGCCUACUCGAUGGCACUAUUUGAGAGGUGGAAAGGGGAAGAGGGCUGGGAAAAUGGUGAAUUUUAGGAUUCCUUUAGCUCCAAAACAAGACGACAGACAUGAUGAGCACAAAGGGCUUCCUACAACAACCCAAGAAAUUCCACAACGGCGACGAAGUAUUACAUUCGUAAUUAUCAUCUGGAGCGCAACCUGGCCUCUCUCCAUUUCACACUGUCAAACCGCAUCACUCCUAUUGGUCAGCAAUUUACCAGAAGCUCCAGCCAUGUCUGGCCCUACGAAAUACAUGCUGGUAUCUCUACCAACAUCUAUUUCCCAAUCCAGCGAUCAAGAUGAAGCUUUAACAGCUUUACGGUCUACAAUUUCCAACGAUAAUGGAACUACUAUACCAUUCAAGAUCCCUGAGUUCAAGAUCGGUACACUGGAUGCAUUGGUUGGGCAAGCAGAUGAUCUUGCAAAGUUAGACGGCACUUGCCAAGGUGUUGUAGCAAAAGUUGGGGAAUCUCUCCGUAAUUUAUUGGAAGGAGAUGAGAGCAAGAUUGCACAGCAGAAGACUGUAAAUGAUAAACCCGCGGAUCAAUACCUACGUACUUUCUCAUGGAACAAAGUCAAAUAUCGUGCCGACAAACCACUCGCAGAGUUAAUCGAUUCAUUACAAAAGGAACUUGUCAGUAUCGAUAAUGAUGUUAAGGGUAAAAUGAACCAGUACAAUCAGGUUAAGACGAAUCUUACAACUUUACAGCGGAAACAAACUGGAAACCUCUCUACGAAAUCCCUCACUCCAGUCGUCGAUCCCAAAUUACUCGUACAAGACUCCGAAUACCUCGAAACUCACCUGGUUGUUGUUCCAACAAAUGUCAAAAAGGACUUUCUCAAGACUUAUGAAACCAUAUCGCCUAUGGUUGUCCCACGAUCCUCAGUUGAAGUCACCCACGAUGACGAAUUCACAUUAUUCGCAGUCACAACUUUUAAAAAGCAUAGCGCAGAGUUCCAACUUAAAUGUAGGGAAAAUAAAUGGACUCCUCGUGAUUACAAGUACGUAGAGGGUGGAAAGGAGGAGGAAAGAAAAGAGGCUGAACGAGUAGGUAAGGAUGAGCGUAAGGUAUGGGGUGAAGCUUUGAGACUCAGUAGAACUGGUUGGAGUGAAGCUGUUAUGAUUUGGAUACAUGUCUUAACUUUGAGGGUAUUUGUUGAGACAGUCCUGAGAUAUGGAUUACCCCUGGAUUUCGUCUGUGGUCUGGUCAAGUCAAGCCCUAAAGGAGCAAAGAAGGCGAAAGCGGCUCUCGAUACAACAUAUGGUUACCUCGGAGGUAAUGCCUUCGGUCGAGAUAAGAAAGGAAAGGCUCUCAAAGAUGACUCGGCAUUAUCAUCAGAGAUAGCUGCAGCAGGAGUUGGCGGACAAGAAGGCAAUGAAUAUACGGCCUAUGUCUAUUACGAAUUCGAAAUCAUAUAG